AUGAUCCUGCUAUGGAAGCAAAAAAUGGAGUAUUAUGCUUUGCCUCUACCUCCUCACGAACGCAGCCUGCAGAGGAGCUCCACAAGCGAGGACCCUCACCACUCAUCCGCGUGGCAACUGCUGCUGAAUUUUCGACAGAGCGGCUCCUUCGUAUCCGGAGGAGAAAUAUUCGCUUCCUUUGUGCUAGCCGAAGAAAUAGAAAACGCGGGUUGUUACCUCCAGCAAAAGCAGCUGCAGCGGAAGCAGCGGAGAAGUGGAACGCGGGAGAGGAAGCAUUUCUGCGCCGUUCACUGGAGCUCAAAGACCCGCUUGUCAAUGAAGCGCCAGUUCCCCUCCUUUGCAAGGGCGUCACUUGUCCCACUAAUGCAGGCCGCCAGUCGGUGCGACGCCAUAGUUGAAGUUCGAGACGCUCGCCUGCCUUUACUCUCCAGAUGCAACUUGCGUGUAUUGCACCUGCCAAAGCCCAAGGUUGUUGUCCUAACACACGCAGACCAGGCGAGCCCAACCGCAACACGCCGCUGGCAGCGGCACUUUAGACGCGAAAGUCGGGAAGCAGCGGCUUUGGAACUUCACAGUGAGCUCACAAGAGCUCGGACAAAAUUAAAGCAUCCCGCACUAUUCCGUUUGGUAUCCGAGGCUUGCCCGUUGGCCCCACGACUGCCCUAUUUAUUUGUUGACGCGCGGCAGCCCGCGGCCGUCGUGCGGCUGCAGCGGCUUUUGCGUAGUCUAGUGAGGCGGCACUGUCGGUACAAGAGAGAACUGGAAGCAUUCCGCUCACUAUGUAAACAGGCCUUCGUGGCUGCAGCAGCAGCAGGGAUAGACUCAUCCACUGAGACUGCCAAAGCGGCGCAAGUGGCUGCGUCCCUAAAAAAUACAGCAGAUGAAGCAGGACGCUGUGGGAAAACGCUCUCUACACGAACUAUUCUCCAGCAGAAGAAGCCCUUACGCAUUCUCAUCGUUGGGCUUCCCAACGUAGGGAAAAGCAAGAUCGCAAACAGUCUAGUGGGGAGAAAGGUGGCGCGUAGCUACCGUUGGCCAGGCACGACGCAGUCCAUCAAUGUUCAUAGGCAGCCGGUCACACUGGCGCGGCAAGGCGACAUGUCUCGGCUUUUCGACGUCGUGGACACUCCCGGGUUUAUUCCUGUCUACCCUGGUAAGAACAGCAAGAAGAAGCGGCUAACUUUAUCACAGCAGGGGCAACUGCAGCGACGCCUUGGCACAGCUUCGCGGCAGCGACAGCUCGAUUUGGGCAUUUUCUUUGAUUUCAAUCAUCCACCUCCUUCUCCUGAUGAACUUGCCUUACUCGGGGCUUUUCACUUGAUGCCACACAGUUGCCUUUUUACUAUAGAAGAAGCAGCAGUAGCCCUUGGGGACGCGUUCUUUCGCAUGAAAGAUUUAGUGCCGGGAGCUACUGACUUUGACAGGGUAAUGACUCGCUACAAAAUUGAUCCGCUGUCCGUAAAGCAUGAGAUGAACAUGGGGGUACAACUUCUGCUGAUGCUAGCGGAACAAAGACACCACUCCAACGAGGGCGCUGCGGCGCAGCGGCUCCUCAGUGAUUUCACUCAAGGUUACUUAGGAAGGCACACCUUUGAGCUACCUCCAGUGCGGCAUCCACCCCCGCGCGCUACAUCGACUGAAAUGACCACGAGGGACGUGCGAGAAACAGGAGAGGAUACACGAAUUGAUAAACCGGACUGCGUUGAGGAACACUUAGUUCAGCCGGCCUUCGAUGGAGUGCGUGGGACUUCAUUGCCGAGCACGGAACGCAGGAGCAGCCGCCAAGUCCAAACAGAUGAGCAAACGGUCACAGUGGGGCUGGCAGCAUCGAGGAAGCGAUGGACAAUGCGGCGUCACGGGGACAGAAUUUCCUUCGUGCUGGAGCCGCAAAAUUUUCGGCAGUCUGCGGCCCACGAUGGGGAGCGUACAGAAGUGCUUCAGAGUGAGGAGCCUCAAGCGACUUGCCGACCUCGCCUAAGCUGCAGUAGUAAAAGAGGAACAGAAGGCGUCCCGGGAGCAGCACAAAGCCAAGCAGAAAAGGAAGAACGGAAGUGCAGUGCUUCCUCCACCUAUGGAAGAGGAAUACAGCAACAGUCGCGACCGUUGGCACCAGGAUGGCUUGAAGGGUGGUAG
Messenger RNA from Eimeria tenella, 2133 nucleotides. RefSeq lists its product as hypothetical. Gene Ontology annotation, cellular component: mitochondrion. The record is from RefSeq and is a predicted model, not a curated record. NCBI's taxonomy places the organism in Eukaryota, Apicomplexa, Conoidasida, Eucoccidiorida, Eimeriidae. The transcript has 6 exons. The coding region runs from base 1 to 2133 and encodes 710 amino acids. Gene Ontology annotation, molecular function: GTP binding; GTPase activity.